This is a messenger RNA of Fopius arisanus, 3009 nucleotides long. Its product is annotated as collagen alpha-5(IV) chain. The transcript has 5 exons. Gene Ontology annotation, cellular component: extracellular region. Gene Ontology annotation, molecular function: chitin binding. The record is from RefSeq and is a predicted model, not a curated record. The coding region runs from base 102 to 2018 and encodes 638 amino acids. NCBI's taxonomy places the organism in Eukaryota, Metazoa, Arthropoda, Insecta, Hymenoptera, Braconidae.
CCAGCCAAGGUCGAGCCAGUGCUCACUCGCAAAUUUUGAUACGUGAUUUUUUCAAGUCAACCUGAAAUACCUCUUAGUCUCAAUUUAACUGGCCCUGAGCAAUGAAGCUCUUGAUACCGCUGGUAGCUCUAGUGAUUGGUUUAGAAGCCCGUGGGACCCCAUCUAGAGGGAGGGUGAGAUACGGGGGCCGACAGCUACCCUUUCAAAAUCAACCUGAGACGACGGAGAAUACGUGGGAGCGUGCGGACGUGCAGAAAUUGGACCCGAGGACAGAGUCAUGGCAGACAGAUUUGGAGACUGACAGUGUGUCAUUGACAAGUCCAGUGGAAACAGUUCCGCCGGAGUCAUUGAAUUCAAAUGUGGCGCGACAGUAUCCGGGAUUCCCGGGUGGUGAAGGUGGUGAAUUUCCACAGCCGAUUCCCCCGCAAUUUCCCCCGAAUCCAAAUCAGCCAGGACAGCCCGGAAUUCCAGGACAGGGAUGGCAACAACCGGGACAGGGUGGACAAACAGGAAUUCCUGGACAGCCGGGGCAAAGCUGGCAGCAACCAGGACAACCAGGACAGAGUGGACAGCAGCCAGGACAGCCAGGAAUUCCUGGGCAACCGGGACAGCCGGGAAUUCCAGGGCAACCAGGACAGCCAGGAAUCCCUGGACAGCCGGGACAGCCAGGAAUUCCUGGACAACCGGGACAGCCAGGACAGGGAUGGCAACAGCCAGGACAACCGGGACAAUCCGGACAACAGCCAGGAUUUCCAGGACAAAUAGGAUUUCCUGGACAGCCAGGACAACCAGGACAAGGUGGGCAACAGCCAGGAAUUCCUGGACAACCAGGGCAACCUGGAAUUCCCGGACAACCAGGGCAACCUGGAAUUCCCGGACAACCAGGGCAACCUGGAAUUCCCGGACAACCAGGACAGGGAUGGCAACAGCCAGGGCAACCAGGACAAUCAGGACAACAGCCAGGAAUUCCUGGGCAACCAGGACAACCAGGACAGCCAGGACAAGGUGGACAACAACCAGGAAUUCCUGGACAACCAGGACAACCAGGACAACCAGGACAGGGAUCUCAACGGCCUAUACCAGCACCAGGAUGUCCCGCCGCCCGAGGACAAUUUCCCAGUCCAAAAAGUUGCGCUAACUACCUCAACUGCUGGGACGACACCGUAAUUGAGCAACAGUGCCCCGCCAAUCUCCUAUUCAACGAUAAAGUCGGAUACUGCGACUUCGAGCAAAACGUCAACUGCGGAAAUCGACCUGGACCUACACCAAAACCGGCACUGGCACCCGGUUCUCGCAGAUGUCCAGAUCCAAACGGCCGUUACAGAAGUCCAAGCAACUGCUCAGAAUUCUACGUGUGUCUUGCUGGAAGUCCAAUCAAGUUCAACUGUCCUCAAGGACUGGUCUACAAUGACGCUUUCGGAAUUUGUGAUUAUCCUUACAACGUGGAUUGUCAGGGUGCAGCCACUCCUCGACCUCUUCCUCUGCCGACUUUAGAACCCGAGGGGUCAUCUGGUGGGUCAUCCCCUGGAGGAUCAUCUCCUGGAGGUUCUCCUGGAGGCUCCUCUCCUGGAGGUACCCCAGGAGGUACCCCAGGAGGUACCCCAGGAAGUUCUCAACCCGAUCAGCCCCGCCCCCAGCCCCCUCCCAUCACUUUUCCCCCAGGUCCUUACCCCCAGCCCCAAUGGGGAUUCCGAACCCCCACUGAUCCCUGGCAUCAGCGUCCCACUGCCAGCCAAAUCGAGCUCGAGGGCCAGCAGAGUUUUUACAACGAUCCCAGUGCCCUGGAGGGCUCAACCGAGGGCCCAACGGUGAUCAAUCCCUGGGGCACAAUGCACACCAUCCCCGCGGAGUUGAUGAAACUACCCUGUGAAACUGGCAAGGUUCAUCGGCUCGACGAAGCCUGCACCAGUGUCGUCGUCUGCAAGAACAGCCGACCCCAGCUGAUACAGUGCGACGAAGGACUCAGUUAUGACAAACCGUCUGACUCCUGCAGGCAUUUUACCCUAGCUAAAUGCUAAUGUUCGUCUAGAUUCGGAUCAUCGCUCAUCAUCAUGCCCACACUAGCCUAAUGACUCUAGUAUUAAAUACUGAUAAUAAUUUAAACUUCCCCUCGUGAUCGUCAGCCGUUGGUAAACAAGAAAGCCCCAGGAUAUUUCAAUCGAGUUCCACGAGAGAACAGCACCAACAGGAAUCUGCUAUUCCCUCGUCACUCCAGUGGAGAAAGACCGAGGAAAAAAGAUAAUUAAAUAUUUAGAUAAUAAUGCGUCCUGCGACUUGUCCCGACAUUCUCUAUUUUUAUUUGUAUCACUUUCCCUUUCAUCCCAGCUCGAAAUACCCUCGACGUAUCAUUACGCAACACAAAAUUAUUUCUGUACCCAAAUUAUUAUUUUCACACAAAAAUUUACACAUUUUAAUCCAGAGUCCUAAGCCCUUCGCAGGCCAAAUAAAUCGGAAUUUUUCUUAAAAGUAUAAUAAAGAAAUAAUUCUCAAUAACAAUCUAGCCGGACUUUAAUCUCCCCCUCAAUAUUCGACACCCGCAAUAAUUUCCACUCCGCAAUUUUCCCCCGCCACUUUUUUUUUAAUUCGGUUGGAAGAAUUUCUCCCAAUUAAAUCAGGAGUCGUAAUAUUCAAUUAACGAUUCAAUUUAUGAUUUUCAAAGUAUUUUUAUUAAAAGAUGACAAUUUAUAGUAUAACUCCAUCGUCUUCGUGUUUUUAUAUUCUUGUUUGUCUAAUUUGCAAGUGUAAACGGACGAGUUAAUAUGAAUUUUUUAAUAAAAAUAUGACGAAUUCAAUUGACUCAAUUGCAAGUCUCGGAAUAUGGGGCAACUUUCCCAGAUUUCAUGAUGACUCCCUCACGUUUUCACGUUUCAUUUCAUUCAGAUGAUGUCCUAUGAAACCCACAAUUACUUUGUUUUCACUUUGAUUAUAUUGAAACCCACGUGCUAUUAAACUAAUGGAUUUGUUUUGAAUAAAGAGGACAUGUAAAUGUCAAAAGAAUUCAGAAUAAAA